Blepharisma stoltei is the source of this 2250-nucleotide messenger RNA. The record is from the annotation of a GenBank genome assembly. Lineage: Eukaryota; Ciliophora; Heterotrichea; Heterotrichida; Blepharismidae.
AUGGAUAACCGUAAAGAAAAUUCCGAUUCCGAUGGAAAUCGUCAAAGCAGCGAUGCUUCAUCAACAGACAGAUUGCUAUUAGAAGGUUCACUAGCAAAUAAAGAGCAAAAAAAGUAUGUUCAUUGGCAAGUCCGUAUUGGAGACUCUCCUGACUCCUUCCCUACGUUAGCGAACAAAUAAAUUGGAAAAAUCUACUUUUUUGCCCGAAAAUCCAUCAUCCAUAAGCAAGCAAAAAUUUUGAUAUAUAAAUGAUUAUGAAAGCUAGUCCUGUUAAAUUUUAAACAGUUUGCAUUCUAAAGCAUAAAUUUGCAGAUUAACUAAUAUUUGUUACCAUUUUGCGAAUUAGGAUUAUUUUAUAUUUCAAAAAAAAUUAUAACGAUGACCCCCCCCUCAAUCUUCAUGUCUAUUGCAACAAAAAUUUUUCGAAAAAAUUUUCAUGCCUACUGCAACACAAAAUUUUUAUAAAAAAGAAUUAAUGCAUUUUUCUCUAGGUGAGUUUCUCAAAAACCCCAUAAAACAGCGCUGCUGUAGGCGUGUCAAUGACCUUCUCAUCGAGAUUUGGACGGCUAUUGUCAUUGCUCGCCAUUUUAUUAAACUUAUCUAGCUAAAAAGUACAGAAAAAUUUAAGAUGCGAAUCUAAAUUUGCUGCAAGAGGAUUAGGAUUAUUACAGACAGGCGCUAGCCAUAUUGGUGGCACAGUCACCAAAGACCUCCCGUGCAGAAGGUUCUACCGCUUUUCGAUUCCAGCCCAGAGGGUGUAUUCCUCUUAUUAGUGCCCUUCCGGUACCUUCUGUCUCCUCCUUGCCUUGCGGGUUCAGUCUUGAGUGGGCGGCUUAUGGAUUUCUGCGUCCCUGCUACGGGCAAUUGGAGUAGCUUGAUUCCAAGGAUCAGCUCCUUAGAGUCUAUCGGGUGUCAAAGUACCUUCCUUCGACAGCUACAGGAAAAAGACUGUUCCCCUGUGGCCUGGGCAAAAACCCCAGUUUCUCGGUAGAGGAAUACCCAUGAGUCCUCGGAUCAAAAGGACGUUGUUGAGCGCAUCUAUUUCCAACCACAGGAAAGCAGCCAAAACCUGCCCGGAUAUACACUUCUUGAGCCUGCGUCUGAUUCUCGGCUUGGGGUCCGUCCCAGUUCGCAUUAGCCAUAAGGUCUGGAAUGCUGCGUUAAGAGGGCAGGCUGACACGUGUCGCCAUUUUAAUAUAUAUAAUUUGUUGCAAGAGACAUGAAAAUUAUUAUUUUUUUUAUAUAUAAUUUGUUGCAAGAGACAUGAAAAUUAUUAUUUUUUUUAUAUAUAAUUUGUUGCAAGAGACAUGAAAAAAUUAUUUUUUUUAUAUAUAAAAUUUUAUAUUAAAAAAUUGCAUUUUUGUUGCAAUAGACAUGAAGAUUGAGGGGGGGGUCAUCGUUAUAAAAUUUUAUAAAUAUAUUUAAAAAAAAAAUUAACCCUUUAUGAGCGAACAGAAUUUUUUUGUUGGCUCCAUGGAGGGGGAGUGAGCAAAAAGUUGUAAUUGAGCUCGACUACGAAACUUGCCCCAGAACCUGCGAAAAUUUCUGACAAAUUGCAAACUCGUUUAAGGAGCUCAGCUAUAGAGGAAGCAUGUUCCACAGAGUUGUAGCAAACGGCUAUGUAGAAGGUGGGUUUAUUAACUCCUCUGAUGGAAGCAAGAUAAAUUCAUCAAUAUAUGGAAGCUAUUUUUCAGAUGAAAAUUAUUCUUAUAUACAUGACAAGCCAGGUAUUAUAGGAAUGAGUAAUAGUGGGAAGCAUAAGAAUGGGAGCGUGUUUUAUAUAACUCUGAGACCAAUGAUGCAUUUAAAUGGGAGACUUGUAGCUUUUGGUAGGGUUGUUGAAGGGAUUGAUGUAAUCAGAGAUAUUUCACAAGUGCAGUGCAAAAAUCAAAGACCAUUAGUGCCUUGUGUUAUUAAACUCUUCAUAGUGUUAAGUAUUUCUCUAUGAAAAGUGGUAUUUUAUUUUCUUAUUACAAAAUAGAUAAUUAAUGAUUAUUAAAAUUUUUUAUUUAUAUGGAUAGGUCUGUUUCAAGUGGGAAUUACUUGAAUUCAUUAGCGGGAGCGGAAAAUAAACACAAAUUACAUAAAGAUCACUUUCAAAGCAAACUGGAAGCUGCGGAUUUAACUACAUUAAUGAGUAGGAGAGAAGCAAUUGUGAAGGAAAUAGAAAGCACAAGAGAAGAACUGGAAGAGCAAAGGAAAUUUAGAGAUGUUAUUUCAAACCUAAUAGCUGAUAUGAUGGCUUAUUAA